Porites evermanni is the source of this 22202-nucleotide messenger RNA. The record is from the annotation of a GenBank genome assembly. NCBI's taxonomy places the organism in Eukaryota, Metazoa, Cnidaria, Anthozoa, Scleractinia, Poritidae.
AUGGCGUCUGAAUCUUCGUCAGUACACAGUCAAGGAUCACAAAAUCCGGCACGACUUACAGUUAUCGAACAUGCCGUACAAUGCCUGACUACUGACAGAAGCACAUGUUGUUGUGUCCAGAGAGAGUAUGUCAAAGAUUGUUGGAACUACGUGAGGGAAACUUUUCAAAAUGAACAAAAACAACGCAUGGAAAAUGAAGUAGACGAGUGGGAACGUUUCCAUGAUAGUCAACUUCAAACAAGGAAGGCAUCAGAUUUGCGAGUUUGUUAUCUAGGUUCUAGCGUAUCGGACCUCGUAAACGAUCUACAACUUCUCAUUGAGAAUGGUGUACUGUGUUGGAACGUCUGGGUAGUUUUUAAAGGUUCCGAAUCUCUAAGAACGGUUGGCAAAACCCUCAGUGAGUCGAAAUUAAGAAGUGUCAAAUUGCGAAAGGGUGACUUCUUAAGCUUUUUGAAAGAUUUUGAAGGACAAUUUGACAUCAUCUAUUUUGAUCCAUGUGCCUCGCUUGCUCAGGAGAACACCUUAAAGGUAAUCGGGUAUGUCUUUUACUACAACAGACUGUCAUCGCCAGGUGCUUUGAUUACCACAUUUUCGUUUCCUCCUCUCAAGCAGCCUGUAGAACACUGGGACGACGACCUUUCAGGUGUCCACUGUUUACUUAAUGGAAGAAAGGAAAACAUCCCAAAGAAACUUUCUCAUGAAAAUGAAACAGAAGAAAAAAGAAGCAACAAGAAGGAACAAGAAGGAAAGGCAGUCAAGUUUCUGCUUGAACAGUACUUAAAAUACAGGGCUCCUCAGUUUGAUGCAAAAUCUCUUAGUGAGAGAAUUAAUGAGGAAAAGUAUGGUGAUUACAUUACUUAUCAAGUGAUUGACUCAGCCUCUUUGUUUGUUCCUGUUGAAAGGAUGCUAUUGUCAACCAAGCCAAGAGUUUGGGCUGAGAUAUUUGAUAACACAGGUGACAUUCUUGAAGAAAUAUUGUUACCAAAUUUGAAAGACAUUGCUAAAGGGACUGGCAAAUCAAUAGAAGAACAAUCUCAAGCUCAAGAGAAACCCAACACUAGCGUGCCUGUAUGUGACCACACUGCUGGAGAGUCCCAUUUACAAAACAUCUCCUCUGUUUUGAAAUCAGCUGAGGCAUCAAGCUCCAUAUGGAAAACCUGGGUUGAUGAAAUUUUUCCCAACCGGGGGAAUUCUUGUUUGCAGAAGUGUGACAUUUCAUUGCUGCUUUUAACUCCACUUCUGUUUUCUUCACAUGAAUUCAUUUUAAAGUAUUCCAAAUCACAGUUUAAGAGUACAUGCCUUAACCCUAUUUCUCAGUGUUUUCCUGACUGUAGCAAAAUUGGAAGUUUGUGCAGUAAAGUACCUGGCCCUUGCACAGGGUGUUUGGUGGCGAACCUCCUUUAUGGCCAGCUGGCUAACCCAUCAUUUCCUGUCAUGAAUAAGCUGCUACGUCUCAGAUACACUUCUAAGGGCAACAAGGUCUUCUCAGAUGUGUUCAUUUUUGAUAAGUGUAAAUAUGUAUAUGACCAAUUCCCUACAAUUGAGGGGGCAUGUCAUUCUAUAUCAGAGCCCAUGCUGCAGAUGGUUUACAGAAUGGCUUUGGAUGGCUUGAGAAAGCACCUGGGAUCAGUUUCUACAAGUCUUUUUCAGUUUCCGGAUGAAAUUUGCAAUGGGUGCCAUCAGUCUCCAGAAGACUUGUGCCUUCCUAAAAGGCAGGUGCUGGAAGGAGAAUGUGUGCAAUCUAAUGAAGCUGCUGCCCAUUUAGAUCCUCUUCAAGAAGUAGAAUCAGAGCUGACAAAGGGAGCAGCGAUCAAAGAGGUAAUGAUGUUAGAUUUUUUGUUGGUAGUAUUUUUAGCGGCCCUUUCCUUCGCAGGAACUUGCGAACGAAAGGGUUAAAGGACAAAAAAUGGAAAGAGAAAGUUCAAAAGAAUGCGCAGCCUUGUUUUUGUGGAGGAAGGGAAGCUUUUCAUCAAGAAAUCGUCCUUUGAGGAAUUCAACCUUGUUUCCUUCAAUGUGGAGUACAUGGUCUGUUUUGAAAUGCAACCAAGAAAACAAAGUUUUUGCUGAAUUUUCAGGUACAUUUUGCACUCCAUGGCCAAGACGAUUACGUUUUUGAAAGGGAAUUUAUGUAUUUUUAAAUGUUUCAUAGACGUUUUAUAAAUUUUUUUUUCGGUGCUAAAGAAAAAUCACAAAAUGUGCCCCAAUUUGAGAUGUAUUUUGUGUUGAAUUUUGCCAUGUGCUCAGCCGAUUUCACUUGCGUGAACAGAUCCACGAUCCAGAUAGUGGUUUGCGAAUUGCUUUAAAGCAUUAACUUUUUGGAUGUUGAAUAAAAAUGUUCAAGAAACGGCUUCUCUGUCUAUUGUUUUGAGUUUGUUCAUUCAUAAAAUUAGCUCAAAACACGAUCGCGACUACAGCAUCCAAACAGAAUUUAAGCUGAAUGUUUCUCACAUUCAUUACACGCGUCACUUUUUGCGAAGAUGUCAGGUUCAGGUUUUGGACACUUUUCGAUACGCAGCUGAUGAAUUUUAUUCAAAAUAUUUUUUACUGUUUAUUGUAGACUUUUAAUAUAAGAAUUUAAAAGCCUAUUUGCAGUAUAAGUCUACUGUGCAGAGGGUCAAUGAGGCAUCGGUUUUUGAAGUGACAACUUCAACAAGUUGCAAGGACAUCAGUGGGUUUCAUAAUGUUACGUUUGGCCCGGGUGGUAAGCCAAUAAUAUCCUGCUUAGUAUUCGGUAAGCUAAGAUUCCUGGUUUUAACCUUUGAAAGCUUUCUCAUUUUUCGGGAGUUUUUCCCCCAUUUGUCAGCCAUUUUUGUAAGCGGGCGUGGAAACGUGAAGUAAAAUUACGUCACAUUGUUUACAAAGUUUGAUUGGUCAGUUAUCUUUUCUUCUCAUUCCAAAUAUGGUACUUUGGAAAAUUAAUAAUCACGAGCACCAGACAAAGCAAACAUAUGAGAGUUACACGUUCCAACCCUUAUGGGUUUCUGUUAAGGGUCAAAGUUGUAGCAAAUUUUGCUGAGUGAAGUAGUUGAUGCUUUUUGCCUGCUUGGAUUUCCUGCUGUUUACCCCAAGAUAUUAACCAUGUUCGUUCAGCCAAGAUGGCUGGGUGUGUGUGUUCUUACUUUUGUGUUUUUAUUGACCUUGACUUCAGGUGGAUUCAUUUGCAACAUUGUGUAGCUGUCACAUUUGCCUGUUGGAAUUUUUCAUUAUUUUUAAGCGAAAAACAAUGAAAAAUUCCCACAGGCAAAUGUGACAGCUAGAUGCGUAUGUUGCAAAUGAAUCCACCCUUCAUUUCAGUCCAUAAAAUGGGGAAAAAAAGACCUUGGCCAAUGUCCAGCCAUCCUGACCUUGUGCUUGGUCAAUAACACAUAUAACGUAUUUUUUCAGUUAUAAGGCGAAGAAUUUUGUCAACAAAAGUUUGCUUGAUAGCUCUAAAUCUGUUGUAAUUUUGCGGUGUGUCUUAUCAUGGUAUAUCUUCAGGCAACUAAACAAAAUCGAGUCAAAUUUUAUUAGUUGAAAAGCCCAAGCUGCUCAUCUUCUUCUUUGUUAUCAGUCCUCAAUGACCUCUACAUUUUUUUAAAGCUGGUGAUUGCCACAACAAAUUAUUUUGCUGAUUUAAAUGAAGAUAUGAUUGUCGCAGUGGUAAUCAGGGCAGUGUGCAAGGGAAGUUGGUUUUACAGUUAGCCAUUUGGGCAAGUAGUUGCCAGUAUGUACUAGCCCAAGUGUCUUUUAAGUAACCCCAAAAAAUUUUUGUUGAGCAGCAUUGAUUACAGUUCUUCUGUAAUUUGAAUUUCUCCAAAGGCUUCACUGACCCUUCGGGCAAGUUAAGAACAGGACUGACUGGCCCAAUUGCAAAAUCCACUAUCCUCAGGCUAUUGUACAUGACUUUCUUUGCGUGCUAAUCAGGGGCACCCAACAAUGGUUUCCUCCUAAAUGCAUUGAAAAGUCUUUUUAGGUUUUCCAGAGUAUUUUUAGAUCUCUAGAAAUGCAUUCUGAGUGGCGCUAUAAAAUUUGUAUCUGUUCAGUCAUCCAAGGGGAACUUGAGGCUUUUCGAAAUUACAAGGGCUUCAGUGUUAUUUUUCCGAAAAUUUUAGAUGUAAAUUAACGUUAUACAAAAGUGAGAAUUUUGCUUAUUGCUCUCUCCACCACAUUUUUGAAUCCAAAACUUUUAGGUUUCCUUUUUUUUACGAAAAUUAGCCUAACAGUAGGAGUAAAAGACAAAAAAUUAAACUUCAGAAAAUCGUAGGGAAUUUUUUAGAUGAGCUUCGAAAAUUGUACCUAAAUGGAACACUCAUCUAGAAAUUUUUAGCCGUAUUCAAGCAAUAGGAAAAUUCUGGGCAAAAUUUGCUUCUCUGAACAGAUAUUUUACAGAGAACAGUUGUUGGGUGCCCCUGGGUAAUUGCAAUUUAAGCAAUUGCAAAUAAACCUGAAAAAAAAUAUUUUGGGACUUCAACAGGAUUCAAACCCAUGGCUUCUGUGUUAGCGCUGCAGUGCUCUAACCAAUUGAGCUCUGAAGACCCAUACAUUGGGAGCAGGCCAAUUUGUUGAUUUCAUCUUAACCCGUGAAAGGAGAGAAACACAGAAUGAUGAUGUGAACUGUGGAAAUACAAACUUAAAUGAAGAUAUGAUUGUCACAGUUGUAACGGCAAUUUAAGUAAUUGCAAAUUAACCUAAAAAAUAUCCUGCGUUAGCACUGCAUGCUGUAACCAAUUGAGUUAGGAGGACCUAUACAUAGAGAGCAGGCCAAUUUGUUGUGUUCAUCUUAACCUGUGAAAGGAGUGAAUCACAGAAUGAUUAUGUGAACUGCAGAAAUACAAAUUUAAAUGAAGAUAUGAUCGUCACAGUGCAUUUCUGACCAUAUAAUGCAAGACUAUGGUCUUGGAAACUACCACUACGGUAUGAGCAUGUGGCAACAACCACACAGCAUGUGUGCCUUUGGACUGUGUGGUGGCCAUUUUGUUGAAAACUGAUGUCCUUCAUGGUGACGUCAAAUCAUUUCCAUCUGCUAUCCCCUUAAAUCUAACAAAUUUUUGCACUGCAUCUUCUAUAUCAGAAAGAACCAAAUCCUGAAAUUGACUUAGCCUGUGUACAGCACCCCCUCCCUUCAGAAUUUUUUUUUUUUCUGAGGGGAGGGGGUGGCUGUACAUGAGCUAACAGUGACUUUGCAUUGGCAGUUGUUUGUUUGGGGAGUGGGGGUCCAAGUUAUUUGUUUUAGAAUACUGAUCCACAUAAUUAUGCACCUAUCAAUGUAAAUCCCGUGGGGGGGGGGAGUGCGGGCAAGGGGCGGGGAUUUGAUGCCUGAGGCUAUCCCCCUGUCGAGCUUUUGAUCGUGCGAAGCUACCCCUGGGUCGGGACAUUUGACUUUGACCGACAGAAGCCUGGUAUCAAUUCAAAAGCGGUUACCAAAUCCGUCCCUUGAGGCUUUCUGAAAGUCACACUGUUGGAGAAAGGUGUGAAGUUUUCAUUUGUUUUAAUCGCCAUAAUCCAAUACUUUAAACUGUCAUCUCAACAGAUAAUGUCUAUUUUGAGAAAGUUUUUAUCUUCAAGUUCCCAUCUGAUUGUAAAACUUGAUUGAAAUUGAAUUCCACCAUGAAAGUCAGAGGAUUUUUUACGGGUCACUGAUCCGACCUGUUCCGACAUGUUGAGCAGAUGUUAUAAAGCAUUUUACGUUUCAUUAAUAUUAUAAUAGCACGGUCAAUCUUCCUAGAGUGAUUUUGUUGUUCAAAAUAAGAGAUGCUAGUGGAGAGAGAAAAAACUUAAUUACAGCGAGUAAUUUAACGGAGCUUACGNAAUCCCCCCCCCUUGCCCACCCCCCCCCUCCCCCCCCCCCGGGGUUUACAUUGAUAGGUGCAUUAGAAGCAUUGUUUAAGUGUUGCAUGCAGACAAUAAUUGUACUCAUAUAACUGCCUUCACAGCCUUGCAUGAGCAGUCUUGAAGGACAACCCAAGAUUGAUGAUACAAGUUUAGAAGAUUUAGAACUCUCUGAUUGUACAGGGACAGAAGGUAUUGAUAUUGUUGUUUACUAUAUGGCUUGUAUUCCUUUAGUUGAACAGAAUUACAAUGGGACCUUCUCAAAGUGGCUGCUUGUGGGCCAUGCAGUUUUGUUUAACUUUAGUUGGCAGCGUCAAAUUGUGAUACAAAGAGAUGCUUUGCCAGGUUGUUCACAGCGAACAUUGUGAAUCACGAGACAAACAUUGAAGUCCAUUACUUGAUAAAGGUACAUUCAUUUGAGAUGAUCUGGAUCAGGAUCAGUGAUCCGACAUACUCCUCUCAUGGUAGAUUAAAUGAAUCAAUGAAUCCACUCUGGACAAUGAUUCAUUGGUCUCUCUGAUCUACCAUGAUCCGAGUGAUCUUGGAUGAUUCGAAAGGAAUGCACCCAAAGAUUCUGAGAUGGUAUCAAAAGCUUGUGCAUGCUGAAGAAGCUAUUAUGCUGGAGUUUGAAACCUCAUUUAUGUUCAGCAAGUAUAUGUUAGCAUAUUCUGAUUCUUAGUCAACACACAUACUGUCAAACCCAUUUCAGAUGGUUUGCAUGGGCCUUGAAAAGUCCUUGAAAAAGCAUGGUGUCCUUGAAAAAUCCUCAAAUUAUCCUUGAAUUUUCCACAGAAGUCCUUGAAUAUUUUUGAAAGCUCCUUGAAUAAAAAUAACCUUUGCUAAAAACAAGAUGGAAAGCACAGCAAAUAAUUCGUAUGCCAAUUUUCUUGGUGAUCAUGAAAGUGUGUCUUCUCAUAUUUUGGUCUUCUCAGUAAAGUUCUUUUUCUGUCAUUGAGCUUAUAUGUCAGUGUUCUAAGCUUAUGUAUCUUCGUGGUUUUGUGGCUUUGUGGCUUUGUCUGUUUUUGUCUGUUUGGAUGUGUGUUGCAGGGGCCAAUAAGGUUGAAGGUACUAUGAGUUGAUUGCUAGGAACCAAUGAGAUAUGGCAUCUAAACAUGACAUUGCUGCCCCAAAGGUCAAACAAGGGCACUUUCAGACCACCAUUUUGGUGCUUCACAAUUUUGUUGUCUUUUAUUACGGCUAAAGGUGUUUAGAAGCAUAACAUUUAAAUAACUUCAUGAUUCAAAGACUGAGUACAGUGAUGCAGCUGUUUAAGGGUUCAUAUUUUAGUGUGACUGCUGGUUCAAGACAUUUAGGACCUAAUUCUGCUAUUGUGAACAGUGCAACGUACAUGAAUUCUGUUUCACCUGCUUCAAAGUGAAGAACAAAAAAUGAUAGUUUUGAAAGGUCUACAAAUGAAACGUUAAUAAUUAGUAUUUAGCUUGACUUUAACUUGGAAGUAUGUGUAAUCUUUUUUAGAAGCUUUAACAAGAGAUGAUUUUUUUAAAGCUGUAACAAAUAAAUUAGUAUUCCGUAAACAUACUUUAUUCUUUCUUGUACAAAGUUCAACAGACUUUUAAAUUCACAUUUCAGCCACUUAAGUGCUACCAUAUCUGAAACAUGUUUACCAUUAUAAACAUAAUUAAAACAUAGUAUUUAAAGAUGCUCAACUUUUGUGUCAGCCUGUAAACUUGGAAGUAGCCAGUUGACGAAAUAAUUAGAUCACUAGAUUACUGUGUGAUAACUUGAAUUAAACCAUGAAAGGGGACAAAGUCCCAACACUUUCACGUGCCAACUGUGUGACUGUACAUCUCAUGCAGAUUGGCUUUUAACAGUAAUAAUAGUAACUUGAACGUAUGAAGACCUGUUUCAUUUUGCAACCAAUGCCUUAAAAAAAGGCUCUUGUCUUUUAAGAAGCAUUAGCUUUUAAAACAUGAAGAAUUAAGUUGUCAGAGUUAAAGACUGUUUCAUUGAGUAGAAUUGCACAUGAAAACCUUUGAAUUAUGAUGAUGCAACCAUUUACCAAAAGGAUAAAAAUCCUGGUGUUUCAUAACUAUUUGGUAUUUGAUGAGCCACAUUUUCUUAAGAAACUCUGAGGAAACCUUAGAGUUUUCCUUCUAAUCAACAUUUGGUGAGUUGAUAUUUAUUGUACUUUAACAGUUUGUUUAACUUGCGCCAGAUGUAUCAGGGAAAGACAGAGGAAAGUAAAUAUAGAGCAUGAGGAUCAACUCAGCUGAGCAUUUCACAUUUUCAUUUAUGUACUGCAAUACCCAAUUUCCCCAAAAGAGAAAAAACAGUCAAUAUUCAGGAUGAAAAAGGUAGAUUUAUCAUUCUUGGUCAGUUACACUGAAGCAUUUAAAACAGCUCAUGCACGUUAAAAGGGCCUAUGUUUUGAAGUACCCUAAGAACCAUGCCUUCCUGGGGGAAGGUAUUUCAAUCAUUGCAAUAAGUGAACCCUCCACCCAUGCAUUUGGAAGUAUAUUUCAAUAUUGUUUUUAAUUGGUAAGAUGAUGGCUACACAUUCAAAAGGGCAAAAGGGUCAGUGUACAAUAAGAAAUUGGAACUUGAGGAGAUCAAGGAAAUGAAAAUGAAGAAGGGAAGAGUAGAUUUGGAUAUUAAGUCUCUGACUGAAACACCAGGUGAGACAAACUUUGCUUGAAAGCAGAUUCCACAUUAACUUGUGUCACGGAAGCCAACUUACUGAAAAAAACUGCCAAGUAGAAAAUGCAACAGUUUGCUGACUUGGAUGCAAACAUUAAUGCCAGUGUGUAAAAGCUUAAACAAUAGUCAUAGUCAGAUUCUGUCUCUAAUACACACAAUCUGAACAUUUUCCACAGGUUUGUACUUUUACUUCAUGUCAUUCUAUGUCAAAUUCUGGGAAAAAAUGAAAAAAUGAUUUUGUUCCUUGAAAAGUCCCUCAUUUCCCCCCAAACAUUCUGUAUGAACCAUGUGUCCUAAGCCCAUCUAUUUGAAAAAAUAAGUUAUAGACUCCCCUCUUCCCCCAUUCACUGGGUUAUAGACCCACCUGUAUGGAUGUAUUAUUCUGAUUUUUGAUGUCUAGGUUAUGGUUAAAGUUUGCAUGUAAUUUUGUUUUCCUUUCUGGAUUGACCUGAACUAGAUGAUGAACUGUAUGAUCUAGGGCUUCCUUUGUGCAAGUUUUCUUGGUGUAGAAAUGAAAAGUAUGCUAUGUUGUUAAAAAUGAAAAUUCAAUUUUGUACUUUUUUGAUAAUAUGGAUGGGUCAUGAAUAGUUACCAUAAUCAAUCAUGUACAAGCCGCUAGAGAGUAAGAGAAAAUGAGUAGCCCGAGUUAUCAUGCAAAUCAUGUGUAGACAGGUCUCUUAAACGUAGUUCAAUAGACUUCAUUAAUUUUGUAGAAAGCAUGAAAGUCCAAAAACAUUCUAUCAUUGUUUGAAUGGAAAUGUAACAAAUUUAUAAACCAACAUUCCACAGGAGAAAGGAAUCAACAGUAUGUGCAAAGCAUAUAACUCUUACUUAAAAGAUAAACUUCCAAUUCCAGCAAAGUCACUUAAAGAAGCGCUCAGACUUAUGAUAACUUAUCUUAAAAGAAAACUCAUUCCUUUUUUUAUCUAAGUUCAUUCCUCUGAAAUACUGUAGAACCUGACGUGAGUUCUUUGUCAAACUUUUACCAACUGUUAUUUUUAUGCUGCAGGCAAAGUAAAUUUUUAAUUAAAAUUUGUGUGUCCCCGUCUUUUACAUAUGCAAUGAUUUCUCAAAAUACCGAUAGGAUUAAAUUUAAGUACAUACUUUGAACAUACUGCCAACGAUUGUUUCUUUUUCUACAAUGAAAAUUAGUCUAUUUAUUCUAGAAAAAGAAAGUGAUUGCUUAUUUAUUUAUUUUUUUGAAAAAAGAGAAACAGAAUGUUAGGUCACCACAAUAGCCGCCAUGUUAAUCACAAUAGGUGCGCAAUGCAUAACUAAAGAAUAACCCUAGUGGAAAGAAAAAAGGAAAAAAAACUUCAAACAUAUGGAACAGCAAUAGGAUCAAAGGUUGCCGUUGCUUUCAUGAAAUAAAAUGGUGAGUGUAGAUUCAGUUAAAUGAAAGCACUCUAAAGCCAGUCAGUUGGAAAAGUUACAUAUAUGUAGACGAUUCUCCCUGGGACACCAGAAGAGGGAAAAUAACACAAUUCACCUAUUUACAGUUGAAAUCUCUGAAAGAAUCUCAUUUCUAUAUACAAUUGUGUACAAAGGGAAAAGAUUUUAAAGCACAUCAACUAUCAAAAAAGGGACACAUUUUAAGUCAACUUAUUACCUUUUUUGCAUAGACCAUAAUGCACUUUGUUUACCCCCCAAUUUUGCAUAACCAUUGUUUCCAAUUUCGCCUGGUCUAUGUGGUGAAUACACACUUCUCAUCUUGCCACCCAUUAGGGAUCUAGAGAUGUUUUAUCAAAUGCAAAGGCAAAGCUCCAGCUACUCAGAGCAAAUUCGUCUAAAAAGAAUUUUCCAAAAGAGAGGAAGUAUUCCAAAGGCACCUUAGUGAGUGAGGCUAUCCACAAAACUUAAAAAUAGAAAGUCUCUCUGUCAUGUAUUCUGGAAACAGAAAAGAGGCACUCUAACAAGAAUCUUCAAGACAAAAGUCCAAUCUGCCCUUUUUCUCACAAUAUCAACCAAAGAUUGCAUGCUAAGACUCUUGAGUCGAUAAGAGCAGACAGAAACACUCUGUCUUGGUCUGUUCACAUUAAGGUUGUUCUCUUGUAGGUUUACUAUUAACAGUGUGUACAAUAGGUACAUACAUUUCACUCAUUAGAAAAUGACGGCAUUCAUUCUUGUGAUCACUGUGUUUACCGGAAACAUAUGGCUUUGCUUACCUCAGGCUGGCUUCAAGGGCAAGUGGCCAAGUACUCUGCUUUAGUCUGCUGGCCCAUUUUACCCAUACUCUUACACCUUGCACAUGCACUAUAUAUGCCAGAGGGUGAAUUUUUUUUAACACGUUUUUAUCUUGGAUCACCAACCGAUAAGUAUGUGUCCUUUGGUCGUGCAGCAAUGUAAAUGUUCAAAUUGUGAGUUUUGGCUACUUGUGCUUUUACAUCUCCCUUCAAAUCUGUCUUUAUUUUAAGUCGUUCUUGUGUAUAACUAUGAAACUGAUUAGGGUACCAUACUUCCAGUUAUUUAGAAUGGUCAAUGAAUGUAAUUUCAAGGAUAAUUUUCAGUUGGUUUGCUGCAGUACCGGAAAUUACACAUGCACACUGUCUUACCACACCAAGACUAUAGUCACAGACAAACAUCGUUGGGAAGGCUGUACAACUGAACAGUAGUCCAUUUUAAUCCUCAAAAAAAGAGAGUUUCUCUUUUACUAUAUCAACCAUCCUAUUCAGUGCUGGGUUAUAACAGUAUACGUUGUAUGUAAUUCUAUUUUUUUGCUGUAUCCUAACAAAUAUCAUUUCAUAAAAUUUUGUUUCAAUGUAAUGUAUCUCCUGUUUUCAGGCCUUGUCCCGCCAGCGGUGAGAUCUAGAGGAAGCAAAUCCAUAGCAGCUUAUAUGAGAGCCUUAAAGAAUGGUAAAACAAUGGUUGUACCUGUGCGAGUUAUUUUAAUUGGUGCAACUGGAGCAGGAAAGUCAAGUCUGCUGAAUGCCUUACAUCGAAAGUUCAGCAUGGAUGUACCACUAGACCAGGAUGAGUUAAUGGCUUGGAGUGAAACUGUUUGGGAACUUACCGAGUUUCCUGCACGACCUCGGGCGCCCCUUUCAGUACGAGGAGUCAGUAGCCGUGGAGAUUUGCCGUUUCAUGUAGAGGAGUGGUGGCCUCCUAGAAGGCCCUUCAUGGAGUGGCCUACCCACCUUUUAGAAGGUAAUGCAAAUACUCUAUACGAUAUGGAGAUUAUCUCUUGGACAACCAAAACACAUCUUUCAUUGUUUUUGUUUUUUUGGAUUGAAGUUACUAAACACAUUUUUGGUUCUUUUCAGUAACAUGUUGUGCUCAUUAUGAACAGGGCCUUCCAGAGAGGUUGAUGAAUCUCUCUUUUUUGCGUUCCUUGUUCUUCUAACCUGUGUACAUUCCUAGUCUUAAAGUAGUCUGAAAAAGAUCUGUAUGUAAUGUUUCAUGAACUAAAAGUAGUAUUUGUGCUAAGUCAAAGUGGUUCUGUUUUUUUAUUUUCAGUGAGUUUAAUUAUUGUAUAUCUGUGUACAUGUACAUGUAUAACUCUGGUGCAUGUUAAAUGUUGCAGUUAUAUUGAUACAUAUUUCUGAUGAGUACAUGUCGCCUGUACUCAUGAUGUGGUUUUAAGUCGGGAAUAUCUUUGUCUUUGUUUCUCCCUGGCUAUUAAAGCUUAAAAGGGGCCAAUGUAUAAAGAGCACAGAUGACAAUUUUGUUAGAAAUAAAAAAUCGCCAGCUUUUCGGAUGCCGGCAAAUUUUGCAGUGGAAUGCCUUGAUCCAAGAGAUUAUGAUGGGAAGAUAUCUAUAUUUUCCAGGGAUCCAUAUUCCCAGUUGUCUGGUCAUCCCAGACGACUACAAUCUCUUAUGGACGAUUAAAAUAACUUCAAAAGUCGCCCUUCGGACGAGUGAAUUUUUGCUCAACCACAAAAUCUUUUCAAAAGUUCUUGUAUGAUUUUAUGAAUUUUCCCUGUGUUUUGAUUACUCCUCUGAUCCACUUAAAACUUAGACUAGUGGAGAAUAACAAGCAGCUUUAGUCUGCAAUGAAACCAUAAGUUUGGGCUCCAUCUUUGAUGGUGCAGCAUUUUCUACAAAACGAUUGCAGCCUGAGUUUUUGGUGAAGUACUGCAUUCAGAGGCCAUUUGUAGAAAACGUGACAGAAAUCAUUAACAUCUGGCGUUUUUUAGAGGGCAUUUCGUCGCGUUUGGCAGAAAAAAAAAGGUGAAGCAGAACCCAACGAUGCCUUAUACACUUUAAGAUCUGACGUUUUUAGAAGAAUUUUCACAAAAAGGUGGGACAAGAGCUGCUGCCUUAUACAGGGAAAUUGAAGCGCACCGUCUUGACUGUCCGACUGUGGCUACUUACCACACGUAAAUACACUGUGUUUAGCCUAGGCCAGUAGCCUGUUGUACUUUACAGUUUAGUUAAAACCCUUUCAUAGUAACAAUAACGGAAAUAAAUUCUAAUCAGAAAUGUUUAAGUUGCACACAACUUUUUCACCAUUCUUUUAAGCUUACAUAAAUCUACACUUUUGUCCGGGCAACCCAAAUUGUGAACGGACAAUUAUGCCAUCAGUCUUACUUGUUUGGCUGACAACUCUGUGAAAAAAUGAAUAUGGAUCCCUCAUUUUCAUGAAGAAAUUGCCUAACUGGUAGAAAUGCAAGGAAAAUGUUAGGUAGUGGUAUGUUUCUUUCUUAAGACACUGAAAAAGCCAUUGACAAACAUAAAUUAAUUCACAGCAAAGGGCUGAGAUUUAACCUUGGUAUCUCUUGGCAAAUAAGCUACUAGUCAUCUUCAUGUAGUUUUUACCAGCCCUUAUGCAAGGCUAAACUGCCUGGAAUACAUUCUGUUGCAUGAAUGGAUUGUCAUUUGAAGGGCUUCACAAGAGCUUCCACGAAUGAAUAGCAGAAAAACCUCUAGUUUCUUUAGAGUCACUAUUAGCUUGAUGGGUCUCUAGAGUAAGUGCUCUCCUUUGACCACCAUAGAGAGAGCACAUAGGUGAAAAAUUCACCGUAUUGUAUUGAAGCUGUGAGUCACAAACUAGCUAUUGAAAGUAGAUAGCUUGACUUGAACAUGCCUUGGCUCCGUACAGGGUAAAUUUAAUAAGACUUUUACAAGUGUAGCUAUUGUUUUUAGACUCCUAAACAAUGGCUACACUUGUAAAGUACAAGUGUAAAAGUUUUAUUAAAUUGACCCCAGGUUGCACAAUUGCAGUGGGAAAAAUAGUUGCAGGUCGACUUGUUUCUGAAAUAUCUGAUUUGUUUCUGGUCAAGGAAUGCUGCCUUUACCUUGUCCAUAUAUCUCUGUUAUAUAGUGAACUUGAGUGGAAUUCUCUAUUGGAAUACUCAAGUAAAACUUUUAUCGAUGGCGUGAGUGCAUUUUCUAGGAUGAAUCUCGCCAUUUUGACUUGCUCUUUAGGAAACUUCCCAACUCAGCCUCACACUGGAUUGCGAGCGAAAGCGUACUCGGGCCAAAGAUUGCUUAUUAUCGUAAUGCUGCGGCAACAACUGUGUUUAAACUUCCGAGAAGAGGCAUGUAUUUUAAGUCCAAUAAUUAUUCUACCUCCACUUUUUCCAUUCAAGGUCGGAUACUUUCUGGCGACUUCAAAUUCCAUCCAGGGAUACCAAGGAAUAAAUAAAAUGAAAAAAAAAAAAAGACCACAAGGUCGAUGCAACAACUAUUUUCAAUUGAGUUCAAACUUUCUUUUGUUAAGGUGGCUCGACUGGAUUUUUUUAGGGGAUACCUCCCAAGUUUGAGCCUUAACUACGUCGGCAUGAGUAAAGAUAUGGAAAAAAGGUUACCACAACUGUAUUAUAUAAAGAUGAAAAUUUCUUAUGAUCUGGGUUUUAUUGCAAUCGGAGUCGCCAUGGCAACGUAAUGACGCCAUUACGUUUUUCAUUUAUCUUUGUGUUUCUCUGUACCAGGAGUUUUUUGAAGAAAUCGCUUAAGGGAGUAUGUACCUGCCAUAAUUGCCUCCAUUAUGGCAAAGUUUGAAGAAAUUCUAUGAGAGCGUUUUCGAAAUAUUUUGAAAUAUAGUUUUAAGAAUAAUAAAAACGGUGAAAUAGCAUGCUACCUACACAAUUCGCUAAUAUUUUAAGAAAAUGAUAAGCUUUGGAAACGAGGCCUCAUCUCAUAGCGGUUUGAUUCCAUUGAAAACUGCAUACGAAAAAAUAGGGGAAUUGCUCUGGGCGAUCGCGAGUAAGAAGAAUUUUAUUAACUUGCAUUCAGCUGCUUUUGAUACAGGUUUUGGACGUAAUUUGGUCCAUGCCUAAAAAUUUCGCAUUUUUCCAAAAACCGCUCGAUAAAUUUUUUUAUAAAUUCGACAAUCCCGAGAUCAAUUGUCAAGGAAUAUUCCCUGCAAGUUUCAAGAACAUUGAAAACAGGGAAGGCUUUUAAAUAGGGCCUCAAAUAUAGCCAAUUUUUUCCCCAGAUUUUGUGUUUACAAGUGAGCGUCCUCAUUAUUCACUGGCAUUGUUUUCAAGUUUCAUAUACACGUGCACAUUUAGCAAAAAGAUAGAAUUUGCAUCAAAAAGGACCCUCGGUUAAAUCUCCGGGAUAUGCUAAUUACCGGGUAAAGAGAUUAAUGAUAUAUUAUAACAUCAGAGCAACUCUUUGUGAGAGUUUCUGUGAUGUUAUAACCCGAGUAAGAUAAUUAAGUAUUCCAUCCUACACGAUGAGCCGUGACGUUCACCGUUUCGGCUCUCACUGCUGUCUGUGACGACAAGCCAAUUAUUAGCAUACUCCAGAUAUUUCUUCGGAAAGUAAUCGAGAGUUCUUUUUGAUGCAAAUUUAUAACUUUUGCUAGUUGUGCACGUGCAUAUGAAACUUGAAAACAAUGCCAGUGAAUAAUGAGGGCGCUCACUUGUAAACACAAGAUCUGGGGGGAAUAUUGGUUAUAUUUGAGGCCCUAUUUAAAAGCCUUCCCUAUUUUCAAUGUUCUUGAAACUUGCAGGGAAUAUUUCUUGACAAUUGAUCUCGGGAUUGUCGAAUUUAUAAAAAAAUUUAUCGAGCGGUUUUUGGAAAAAUGCGAAAUUUUUAGGCAUGGACCAAAUUACGUCCAAAAACUGUAUCAAAAGCAGCUGAAUGCAAGUUAAUAAAAUUCUUCUUACUCGCGAUCGCCCAGAGCAAUUCCCCUCUUUUUUCGUAUGCAGUUUUCAAUGGAAUCAAACCACUACGAGAUGAAGCCUCGUUUCCAAAGCUUAUCAUUUUCUUAAAAUAUUAGCGAAUUGUGUAGGUAGCAUGCUAUUUCACUGUUUUUAUUAUUCUUAAAACUACAUUUCAAAAUAUUUCGAAAACGCUCUCAUAGAAUUUGUUCAAACUACGCCAUAAUGGAGGCAAUUAUAGCAGGUACAUACUCCCUAAAGCGAUUUCUUCAAAAAACUCCUGGAACAGAGAAACACAAAGAUAAAUGAAAAACGUAAUGGCGUCAUUACGUUGCCAUGGCGACUCCGAUUGCAAUAAAACCCAGAUCAUAAGAAAUUUUCAUCUUUAUAUAAUACAGUUGUGGUAACCUUUUUUCCAUAUCUUUACUCAUGCCGACGUAGUUAAUGCUCAAACUUGGGAGGUAUCAACCCCAAAAAAUCCAGUCGAGCCACCUUAAGUAGUGAAUCGAAUAAUUCAUAGUUAAAAUACCCGUAACAAAAUUGUGUAAGAACUGACCCACUUUGAUUAGCCUUUGCUAUCUGCAGGUCAAAUCAUUUACUGUAUUAUUGUUAUAUAAAUUCUAAUAAAGUAAAAAUCAGUGUCUCUAUGGCUGUAUUUUUGCUUUGCUUACCUGAAAAACUAAGGUUUAAGGAAAUUCAGCAAUUCUUGAACAACUUUUUGUUUUAACCAAAAUUUAUUUCUUACAUUCUUUGUGCAUUGGGCCCUUAAAAUACUGAAAGAACAUCUUUUUUUUCUGAUAUUCAAACUAGUCAGUCUUCACAUUUCUUCAGCACCAAUUAAUUGUUGCCACAUGUUACAUAAAUGUCCUCUGCUUCUGUUUUAGAAAUGAGUGCAACAAUUGAUUCUGAGGAACUCCCUUUGCGGUGUGGCUUUUUUCAUUCCUUCCAUUCUGUAACUGAGAAAGUGUUAUGCGAAUUUUCAAGUUUGGCCCUUGACCAUGAGUUACCUCCGAACUUUAUGCCAGGAGAAGCCAUAUAUGUCCUGGUGUCUGAUUUGAGCAAUGCAGCCAGUAUGGAAUCCAAUCUUGAUCACCUUGUGAGAUGGAUGAACUUGAUUUCUUCUUCUAAAGAUACCUGCACUGAAACUAUUUCAAGCCCUGGCCAUCCCCAAGUAAUCUUAGUGGGAACACAUGCAGACAAAGUUGUUGGUGAUCCUUUGAAACCAUUGAAUGUCAUCUUGGAUAGAUUUCGUGGAGAAGGAUUUUUACCACAUAUUGUUGAUGAAAUGUUUAUUGUGGACAACACCUGUGUUGGACAAACUCAGGAGGAUGUAAAUAUUUCAAGACUGAGACAAACAAUCAUUUCCUUGGCCCCCACAUUACUUCUCAAAAAGCAAGAAAUUCCCCUGCAAUGGCUUAAAGUGGAGAAAGUACUUCAUUGCCUAGCUAUUGAACGAUUUAAGUGUCUUACUUUAAAACAAUUCAAGAGAUUAGUGAAGAGAAUAUGUCAUUUUGAACUGGAGGAAGACAGUGAUGAGCUGUUGCACUUUUUGUGCGAUUGUGAUACAGUUCAGUAUUUCACCACACAAUUUGAGUCCGAUGACUUGGUUUCCCUGGAUCCACAGUGGUCAAUUUAUCUGUUAUCCAUUUUGUCUGGCAAGGAAGGAGCUGUUAACACCACGAGGUAAGGUAAAUACCAACGCUUUAAAUUCCUCUUGAAUCUAAAGCUGGUAGUUUUUCAGCCUGAGGUUAAUCAAGUGUAGUGUUUUUUUCUCGUAUUUUUAAUGGUGUUCUCUCCUUUAUUUGCUCAAAAUGUAAACUGGAAUGUCUGAAACAAAUCAACACGUUCUCGUCCAGAUGUGUUCAGAUUGUACAAUACCAUUAUUGUCAUCUUCAAAAUAUGGGUAAAAAUCAGCGCUGAAGUUUAUCGUGUUAAAGUUUCUUAAUUUUUUAUUUCUUUAUUAAUUUUAAUUUCUUGUUACAUUGAAUUUAGAAAAGAAGUCGGGGAGAGAGACCUUUGUGAAUCGCUGUCCUUAACCCAUUCGCCCCUGAGCCGCCCGUGCGGAUCCACGUCCUUUCUAUUGCUUGUGACAUCAUCAGUUUUAACGGUCAAGGGCAACUUUGUCCGCUAACUUGUGCAGAGUGAAGAGAUCUUUCAAACCAUACCAGAAUGAGCACAAUUCAGUCAAGGAAACCGGAGAAAAAGGACAAAAACCAUGUAACAUUGACCUGAAAAUCUCCAUGAAAAUCUUGUUCCAUUGCCCACCUACCUUCCCUUUCACCUAAUCCUAAGAUCCUAAAAGCUUUCCUAAAAACUCUUCCCACCAAAAUGAAGCCUACUAAAUGCCCAGCAAGAGAAAAAAAAUCAGGCAAGAAAAGCGAAAAAAGAGGGGAGGAGAGAAAGCGAAAAGUAAGAGUGUUGUCACUUUUAAACCCAAAAUGCGCGAACGGAUGCCCGAACUUCGCAAGCUAAUAUUUUGCAUCUGGAUCAGAAGGCCGUGAAGUGUGCGACCUGUGAACGGUUUUGUGGUAAGCUUAAGCUCUUUAUAGCACGACAGUGACCAGAAAACCACUCGACUAGCUUCAAAACUUGUUUUUCGGCAAAAUCUCCAGGAGCGAAUGGGUUAAUCUUGCCUAUAUGAGUGUAACUUGCCUACAGGGGGCCAGGCGGCGUCUGUACAAUAGCCGAAAAACCUUCCACGUAAUGUCCACGCUAAAAUCCAGAAAAAAAAUAUCUGAGAAAGCGUUGAAUUCUGUUCGUCCUUCUCUUUUAUUUGCAAAAGCCACCGGCAGAGAACAACCGGUGCAACAAACAUAAGUGGUCUUACUUCACAUACUUAUUCCAGAGAGCCAAAGUACAAGUAGCAUAUAUAAACAUGAUAAAUGUGAUAAACCAGGCGGUGUGCGUCACGGCCCACAAAGGUUCAUGGGUAAAACUGUUACUGUGCCUCAUUUCAAUAGUGACACGGUCGAGUUCGCAUCUCGUAAGAGAAGUGAAUCAAACCCAGGGAUCAAAACACUGCUGCCUUUUCCGAAAAACAUUACGGAAGAGAGCGAUUUCGAGAGUUUUCAAGAUCUCAUAGUGGCCUUAGAUGCUUGCUUCAUAAGGCAAUUUCAAGACGUUUAUCGCGAUUCGGAGACGAUCGUGCGAUCUAGCCGACUUUGAGCGGCGACUUAUUUCCUGCUUCUCAUAAGAUUUUAUGUACUGUUUGGUUUAUAUGUAUGUUUUUAUCUCAUAGUGAAAGAGAUCUGUAGUUCAUACCUGGAUUUGCUUAACUAACAAAAAUUCGUCCAUUAGAAGUGUUUAUAUAUUUGAUGGACUUUGUUACCGGCAAAGCAGGGGGAGCGCGUGCAAACAGCAAGGUGAGAAAUCGUCUCUCAUAACAAUUUUAUUUUCAUCCACAAGUUUAUAUGAUUUUGAAAACAGCGCCCGUUUGAAAUCCUUAUCCGCAAAUAAAUCUUCUAUCAGGCAAGGGGAAAACAGACCGAAAGAGCCGAACAGCUGCAACACAAUCGGAAUUUCACCGAAGCUACAGCCGCAGAAAUAAACAGUGAAAUAAACCACGAUCUUGUCUGUGAGGUCAUUGAAGUGAGCGCAGUAUAUCGAUCUUGUUAUAAAGUAACCUAGUUAUAAAGUAACCUAACCUCACAGUUUUAAAAUCCUGUAUGAUGUUGUCUGGAUCUUCGAUAAUGGUUUUGUGUUUUGGUAGAGAUUUAUAACAAUUUAUUCCCUCACAUAAGUUUACACAAAGAUUUGCAUACACGUAACACACACCGCGUGCAAAUUAUUUUAAAGUCACGCUUUCAGUUUCCGCACUGGGUUAUGAAAAAUGUUUUGUUUCCAAAGGUUAUUACAAUAUUCAGACUUAUUUAGCUUUUGUGCUUUAAAAUAGAGCAAACUNAGACCCCGAAAUUUGCAAAGAAGAAAGGUUGAAGUAACAAGAUGGCCAAAAUAAUUCGAUAAAACCGCUAACAGUAACCAGCAAUAAAUCCAAGAAGAACGGCAAAAACAACACUCAAAUCAUCAUGGCGGCCUGCACAUGACCGAGCAAUUCAAACUUGUCACAAACGCUCAAGAAAGCAAAAUAUUUAAAAGUAACGCAACUGCUCUCGCGAUAAAGUGUUCCAACAACUUUUCACGGCGGUAUAGUGUCGAAAUUACCAACACAAGCUUGGAAUAAAGCGAAAAUUUCACCACGUAUACCUCUGAAAACAGCUCUUUCCGAGCGCGAAAAUCUCUCUACAAAUGACGCAUUCUGAUUGGUUGAAUCUCGUGACGCACACCGCCUGGUGAUAAACUGUCCACAAAGGCUGAGGUUUUCCCCAGGGAAUCUAUUCCGACAUUCAUUCACCAAUCACAACACCGGAAAUAACUUGCGUCAUGGCAUUUACAUUACAACCAGAGGCUUUCCCCCACAUUCUGGGUAAAUGGGAACACGGUCAACGACGGCGAUUCACAGACGCCUCUCUCCCCAAUUGUUUUCUAAAGGGGAGGGGGGCGUCUUUACACGGGCUAAUUGAAUUGAAAAUAAGUAUGUUAAUCAAAUGGUUGCGAGUGAAUCAGUGAACAAGUUCAUACACUUUCACGAGUAUACCAUUUGAUUACCUAUAAAUACCUUGGUGGACAAGUUACGUUCACAGUCGUAGGUUUUUGACAUAGUUCAUAAAAUUGAUUAUUGAUCCAGAACCCCACUAGAAGCCUUCUUGAUGUGCUCUUUCAUGUGUUUAGGUUUUCUUUAGUGUCUUUUAAUGCCUUGACUUCGUCAUUUUUCUUUACUGCCAUCUUGGCACUGACACAUAUGGAUUGCUGUCAUAGCAAUUGUGAAAUAUAAUAAAUGAAUGCUGAAAUUUCGCACCAAAGUCAAGGAGUAAUUUGUCAUCCAUGAUAUGAGAUUAAAACAUCAGAUUAUUACCUACUACAAAGAAACGGUCUGCUGGUUUGUGUGGUUGAUUUGUUGAAUCGAAUUUCUCGCAUUUACUUUUAUACCUUCAGAUUAUGUGUGCCAAAGGUAAACUGCUCAUUAAAUAGGGAGUACUGAGAUGGGUAAAUGUGCAAUGUUUUCUUCCGAAGUGCUGGGGGUAUUGCGAGUUAAAAUUUAUAAGGCAAACAACAAUGGAGGUGUUGUCAGCCAAUAAGGAGGGACGUACGGAAUCAGUAAACCCGCAGUCAAGAAGGGGUUUGUAUCCCCAGGGUGGUGACAGCUAGAUUGCUUGAUUCAGGAAGGAUGAAUUCUCGAGAGAAAACAAGAUAACUUGUGAUAUAAAAUAGGCUUCUCUUAGAAACCUAUUUUAUAAACUAGGGCCCAGUUGUUUGAAGAUUGAUUAGCGCUUAACCCAAGGUUAACUUUAACCUGGGUUUCUUUUUCUUUUGUUCAAAAGCAUUUUCUCGGAUAACUUUCGCUGUUAUUUUUACGGGCAUCCAAUCAUCAACUUGUUGACGAAAAGAAUUAAACAGAAUUUACUUUUAAGCUCCCAUAUCUGAAUUCCAAUUUCGCACUAACCCUGGGUUAUCUUAACCCUUCUUUGAACAAUCCAGCCCAGAGUGAAAAGAGAAAGGGUGAAAAAAGUAGUUCAAGUUUCACAAGUAAGGGUCAAAAAACGUAAUGUUUUGUUACAUAUAAUCACUCAAUGCAUACAGUCUAUUGUCCACUUCAAUAUAUCUGUUCUUCCAAAUGGUCACUGUAGGGUAUGCCUUGGUUUGUACAGUGUAUAUCGGUGCUGUCCUUGAUCACAAUCAUUGAUUGGUACUUCACCUGAUUGGAAGUAUUCAUUCCUCUUUCCUUCUCCAUGUAAAGUCAAGCCUAACUAAAAUAGUUUCCCCGCCGAACUUAACUAUCUUACUGCGCUUUUCACAAACAUGCGAACUAUAAAGUUGAAAAGCCGUCUUCACAAUUGCGUUUUUUGCCGCUGUCAAUCAUAAUUACGAUCACAAGCAACAAACCUUGAAACACAGAAACACACAAAACGGAUCGAAAUCCACCAAUCACAAAUCACAAACUUUGACCUUUUGAACCCGUUAAAGUAAAGUUUUGUUUCCUAAGAGGUCCGUUAGAUGAUUGACGGCAGCGAAGAACGCAAUCGUCAGUUGGCUUUUGAACUUCAGAAUUCACAUGUUUGUGAAAAGCGCAGUAAAGUAGGCUCUUCUGCACGCUACGGAACAGCUGUUUACCACCUUCCUACCUUUUGUCAUCAGGAAAAACAAGAUCGUUGACAUACUGUUCAUAACCUUACGUUCUAUCUUCAGGCAGUGUCGGGAAUCAGCUGAGAUUUUAUAAUCGAUCAUCGGAAAUAACACUGGAUUGACCCAACUGACCCAUGAUCAAUUAUAAUCUGAAUAAUCUCUUCAUAAGAAUUUUAUACAUUUUCCACAGUACAAAGUACAUGCAAUACGAAGUUUUUUUAGUCUUUUGACUGUGGGCAGGUUUUAUUAAAAGGGGGCUUAAGCAAAAACGUAUUUGAGCAACACAAGUGAACCGGAAGUAUAUAGCAUGAUGCCACCGAGAAGUGCAAAAAGUUUACUUCUGGUUGACAUGCGUAGCUAAAAAACAUUGUUGCUUAAACUCCCUAAAAACAAAUUAACAAUCUUCUUGGUUUUACAUUUACCGUUUCAUAUUUUCUCUUCAAAUAACACCAUUAAUAAAAAACAUUAAUUCGCCAUUAUUAAGUCAACAGGAAUGAUUUGACAUGA